Molecule: messenger RNA, 2741 nt
Organism: Salvia miltiorrhiza (redroot sage)
Lineage: Eukaryota; Viridiplantae; Streptophyta; Magnoliopsida; Lamiales; Lamiaceae
Product: G-type lectin S-receptor-like serine/threonine-protein kinase At1g11330
Exons: 8
Coding region: 117-2579 (820 amino acids)
Biological process (GO): protein phosphorylation; recognition of pollen
Molecular function (GO): protein serine/threonine kinase activity; ATP binding
Source: RefSeq, a predicted model, not a curated record
AACAAAGAAAAUUCAAAUAUUGACUAUGAAUAGAUCAAACGUUUCUAAAUUUCUGAAUCAUUCUAAAUUCAGAGUAGUGUCAUCCUAGUCCUAGCAAAGAAGAAGAAAAGUAAUUCAUGGGUUUCAACCUCCAGAAAAGAUUGCGAUAUUAUGUGCUUCAACUCCUUUUCCUCAUAUUUUAUUGUUUCCUUACAUUUUCUUCAGCUAUCGACCUCAUAAAGGCUAAUGAAUCUCUUAGAAACUCUGACGCUUUGAUUUCCAAAGGAAAUACAUUCAAACUGAGUUUUUUCAGCCCACCAAAUAGCAGCCGACGUUAUGUUGGUAUCAUGUACAAUCUCCCGGUGAUGAGUGUUGUAUGGGUAGCUAAUAGAGAUAAGCCUCUGAAUGAUUCAUCUGGAACAUUUCAGAUAUCAUCAGAUGGCAAUCUUGUGAUCUUGGAUGGUCGAAAGGAGAUUGUGUGGUCCACUAAUCUUUCAUCUUCUGUUGCAAAUUAUAGUGCUGUGCUCUUGGAUACAGGGAAUCUGGUUCUGCAAGAUGACUCCAACAAUGAGUAUGUUUGGGAGAGCUUCCAACAUGCUUCCGAUUCUUUUCUACCAAAGAUGCGCCUUUUUGUAGAUGCGAAUAGGAAGGAGAAAAAUAUACUGACAUCGUGGACAAGUCCUGAUGAUCCGGCACCUGGAAGAUUCACCAUGAUCAUUGAGCCCGACAUCCCACAGUCGUAUGUUUUGGAGGAUGGCACUAAGCCUUGCUUUCGAAGUGGUCCAUGGAAUGGUCAGAGAUUCAUUGGGCUGCCUGGAAUGAGAUCUUUGUAUAAUGAUGGAACUAAUGUUGGCAGUGAUUCCCCAGGAACUGCAUUUUAUGUCUUUACCGUUCCAAAUUCGUCUGUUUUGUUAUAUUUUGUCUUGAGCUCUUCAGGGAUUAUAGAGGAGAGGGAGUGGUCUGAUGAGAAGAAAGGCUGGGAUGUAACAUGGAGAACUGAUAACGAGUGUGACAUCUAUGGCAAGUGUGGAUCUUUUGGAAGUUGUGAUGCUCGGGAGAGUCCAAUUUGUACCUGUUUUCGAGGCUUUGUGCCAACAAGGGAAGAUGAGUGGGAGGCAGGAAACUGGACUAGUGGAUGCACAAGAAAAUCUCCCCUGAAAUGUGAACAGAACAAUUCUUUGGGUAAAGAGGAUGAGUUUCUGAAGAUGGGGGGAGUGAAGUUGCCCGAUCAUUAUGUAUUGUUCCCUGUUGAUGGCGACUGCAGAGGCGCGUGCUUGAGUAAUUGUUCUUGUAUAGCUUAUGCGGAUGCUUCUGGAAUUGGUUGUAUGCACUGGACUCAUAACUUAACUGAUAAUCAGAAGUUUGCUUCCGGUGGUGAAGACUUGUACGUUCGAUUGGCAUAUUCAGAACUACAUGAGAAGCAAGACAGAAGAGCAAUUAUCGCGACGACAGUGGUUCUGGGGUUUAUACUUAUUGCUGUAUGCACAUACUUUUUGCCAAAGAUUUUGUCCAAAUACAGAGCAAGGAAGCAUGAGAAUAAAUUGAUAUCCCCCCAAACAAAGGAAAAUGGUAAGCAUGGAGUUGAACUUGAGGAACUGCCUAUAGUUAGAUUUGAGAUGCUCUCAGAUGCGACAGGAAAAUUUGAUCCGGCCAAUAUGCUUGGAGAGGGUGGCUUUGGUCCUGUCUUCAAAGGGCAACUGCCAAAUGGGCAAGAAAUUGCUGUAAAACGGCUAGCAAGAUCCUCUAACCAAGGGGUGGAAGAGUUCACGAAUGAGGUUGUGGUGAUUUCCCAGCUUCAGCACCGCAAUCUUGUCAGACUAAUUGGCUGCUGUGUUGAGAAUGAAGAAAAGAUGCUAGUUUAUGAAUAUAUGCCUAAUGGAAGCUUGGAUGCCUGUCUCUUUGGUUCACAUAAACGAGAGUUUCUCAACUGGCAAACUCGCAAAUUAAUUAUCGAGGGGAUUUGUCGAGGCCUGCUUUACCUGCAUAGAGAUUCAAGGUUGAAGAUUAUCCACAGAGAUCUCAAGGCUAGUAACAUCUUGUUGGAUGAGGAGUUGAACCCUAAAAUCUCCGACUUCGGUAUGGCAAGAAUUUUUGGUGGCAAGGAUGAUCAAGCCAAUACAUCAAGGGUUGUUGGGACAUUUGGCUAUAUGUCCCCGGAAUAUGCACAUCGUGGAAUAUUCUCUGAAAAAUCUGAUGUCUAUAGCUUUGGCGUCCUAUUAAUAGAAAUUGUGAGUGGAAAGAAGAAUUCCAGUUUUUAUGAUGAAGAUCAACAACUCUUCCUUACAGCUUAUGCUUGGAAGUUGUGGAAUGAAGGAAGGAUAGUAAAGUUGAUAGAUCCUGCAAUAUAUGAUAGUGGAAUGGAAGAUGAUGUAGUGAGAUAUGCAAAUGUAGGUCUGCUAUGUGUACAAGAAAUGGCAGCAGAUAGGCCUAACGUGUCUACAGUGCUGUCGAUGCUUAGCUGUGAGAUCGUAGAGCUUCCUCACCCAAAGCAGCCAGCAUUUCUCGGGAUGCAGAGCUUUCAAUCCACAGAGUCCUCUACCAAGAGUUCAACUAAAUGUUCUGUCAACGAUGUCACUAUUUCUAUAUUAGGAGGAAGGUAGCCUUGAGUGAGACCUCUUUUCCAGAUAUCAUCAGAUGGCAACCUUGUGAUCUUGGAUGGUCGAAAGGAGAUUGUGUGGUCGACUAAUCUUUUAACUUCAGUUGUGAAUACACGUGCUGUGCUCUUGGACACAGGGAAUCUGGUCCUGCGAGAUGACUCCAAU